CUCAAGUCGAGAGACCGGACCCGGGAGAUCGAAGAUGACGAAGGUGAUCGAGCUCACUGCGCCCGGCGGUGACCCGCUCACGCAGUCGCUGCCGCUGGCCGCGGAUGACGGCGCGCUGCUGACGGUGGCCACGCUUCGGGCCGCGGCGGCCGCGCUGCUGGCCGGCGACAACCACGGCUUCUCGCUGCGCUACACGGACUCGGACGGCGACGAGGUCACCGUGGCCCGCGACGCGGACGUGAAGGAGCUGGCCGACUACAUGGCCGACGAGCGCCUGGAGCGCCUGACGCUGCUCGUGGCCGUGCACGGCCCGCCGGCCGGCGCCCUGCAGAAGCAACUGCGCGGCCUGGUGACGGCCAUGGCCAAGCUGACGACGGACAAGCCCAAGCAGCCCACGCCGGCCAACGCCGUGAACCUGCUGGUGGCCAGCCUGCAGACGAUGGACGUGGCCGACGACUCGACGGAGCUGGCCGCGGUCAAGCGCGAGCUGCUGGCGGUGCUGCAGGGCGAUGAGUUCCGCCAAGUGGUGGACGAGCUGAGUGCGUCGGAGGAGUUCAAGGACCUGGCCGACGCCAUGGUGGCGGCCAUCUACCAAGACGACGCCCAGGCCAUUGAGGAGACGGCCACGGCCCGCUUCGACGAACUGCUGGCCUUCUUCCAGCGCGUGGUGGCCCGCUGCCCCACGCUCAAGCCGGCGAUGGUGAACGUGGCCAAGAAGUGCAUGUCUGGCCUGGUCCGCUACAAUGAUGAAGAGCUGGCCGAAGACGGCUCGGACGCGUCAAGCUCCAGUAGCAGCAAGGCUGCUCUAGCUGAAGUGGAGGAGAUGCCGGUGCACCUUGGAGUCAUAUGUGAUGGCUGUGAGAAGGCGCCGGUGGUUGGCGUCCGCUACAGGUCGCUGGAAGUUGAAGACUUUGAUCUGUGUGAGGACUGCGAGGCCAGCGGCAAGUGGGUGAGCCACGAGCCGUUUAUCAAGAUCACGGACCCGUCGCGCGCGCCGAAGCACAAGCGCCCGACCGAGUUGGUGCAUCCUUUCGUUAUCUGCGAUGGAUGCGAGAUGAGCCCCCUUGUGGGCAUCCGCUUCAAGUCGAAGACGGCGGAGGACUUCGACCUGUGCGAGGCCUGCGAGGCGAGCAGCAAGUGGAACGAGUCGCACGGACCGUUCACCAAGAUCGAAGAGCCAGGAAUGAUGCACGCGUUGAAGUUCACGUGCCGUCGCGGGACGUUUGGCCACCACGACAAGUUCGGACACCACCGUGGCAAGUUUGGGUACCACGGACGCCACGGGAAGUUCGGCCACCAUGGACAUCAUGGCAAAUUCGGCCGCCAUGGCCACCACGGCCCUCCAGGCUUGCCCUUCCACGGGCCACCCCCUCACCACCACGGUUUUCCGCCUCCGCCUCACUUCGAUGGUCGUCCCGAUUUCCCGCCGCCGCCUCACCAUGGAGGCCCUCCUGACUUCGGCGGACGAGGCCGCUACGGCCACUACCCACCUCCCCCGCCGCCGGAGUUUUUCGAUCGUCGUGGGCGCCACCACCACGGACCCCCUCCGUUUGGUCCUCCCGGCAGCUUCGGAAGCUUCAGUCCCCCUCCAUUUGGAUUCCCCCACCCGCAUGGCCCGCCGCCCUGUCCACCCGAGUUCCCGCCGAAGUUUGAUUGCCGUGGAUUCCCAGGCCACCACGGACGCCAUGGACGCUAUGCGCGCUUCCCAGUCGGCGAAGAAGACCAAGAGGAUGGUGAGCGAGGUCGCCGCCGCCAUGGUUGUCGUGGACGUGGCCGCUGGGGCCGCAAUACCUCCGAUCUUGAAGCACGCUUCCUUGAGGACGUGACCAUCGAGGACGGCACGGUCGUCGAGGCCGGAAAGCCGUUGCGCAAGAUGUGGAAACUCGUGAACGACGGCGAGCGUUCCUGGCCCGAUGGCUGCUACAUGAUCACUCAGCCGGGCAAUCCGAUGUUCCCCGAUGACAGAGAAUCGAGCCGUAUCGACCUGCCGGAGUUGGCACCCGGCGAGGAGUUUAUUGCCGGAGUGGACCUGGUGGCUCCCAGUGAACCUGGACGCUACACCAGCUUCUGGCGCGUGUGUGACCCGGCGGACGUGAGCUUUGGCCACCGCUUCUGGAUCGACGUCGUGGUGGCCGCUGGAGAUGCCGCCCCGGAGACGACUCCGUCUGAGGCUCCAACGGCAGACAGUGCUGAAGACGUUGAGAUCAAGGACGCUUCCGCUGAUGCUGCGUCCGACGAUGACAUCGAGAUUAUUGACUCCGCUGAAGCGCAGGAAGCUGAUGCAGUUGCCGAAGAAGGCGAGCUCAGUGAGAACGAGGACAAGGCGGACUACAAGGAGGCACUCGAUCUGCUUGCAUCGAUGGGCUUCGUCGACCAGGAGAAGAAUCUUCGCGCGCUGGAAUUGGCGGACGGGAACGUCGGCGGCGCCGUGAACGCACUUCUGUCGGAGUAA
Molecule: messenger RNA, 2452 nt
Organism: Phytophthora sojae
Lineage: Eukaryota; Oomycota; Peronosporomycetes; Peronosporales; Peronosporaceae
Exons: 3
Coding region: 35-2452 (805 amino acids)
Molecular function (GO): protein binding; zinc ion binding
Source: RefSeq, a predicted model, not a curated record